AUGCAUAAAAAAAUUCAACUAAAGGAUAACCAAACAAACGAAGUUGACGACACAGCAUCACCUCCAGAACAACAAACGUCUCACAAAUCAAGUCGCACAACACCAAUUUCUCCAUCAAAGCCGGCCAGUGACACAAUCGAAUCCACUCUGCCGGGUACCAAACUACCCAAGACGUCGACCCAAUGGUCCGAAGCCAACGUUUACUUUCAACUACAACAACAAUCACUUCCAAGCUAUGACAAUAUCGACAACUUCACGUCCGCCUUCCAACAAAUGAUUUACAACUAUUUCGCCACAAACUAUGGCACUCUUAAACAACAAACAGUCAAUAAUACCAGCUCCAACAAAUCAAUCAAAAAUCUAAAAAAAGAACUAAAACAGCUAAAGCUACUAGGCCACAACAAUCAGCGCUUCGAUGACCAAAUCAUCACAACAAGCAAAGCGCUCAGAGCUCAAAUAAAGUCAAAAAAAUUAACAAAAUGCGAUCAAUCAGUCGACGUCACGUCUCAGCUAAAACAGCGCUUUUGGGGGACAUGUUUUUUCAAUUGUUUCGAUUUGUCGCUGGUCGACAUUAUUUGGUCUGAUCAAUUUUAUAAUAGUCUUAUUAACUCUGCGAUAUCCUCAUCAUACGCUGUUUAUUGUGAUAGAAAUUUGACGGAAUGA
Helobdella robusta is the source of this 663-nucleotide messenger RNA. RefSeq lists its product as hypothetical. The transcript is spliced from 2 exons. Bases 1 to 663 code for a protein of 220 amino acids. NCBI's taxonomy places the organism in Eukaryota, Metazoa, Annelida, Clitellata, Rhynchobdellida, Glossiphoniidae. The record is from RefSeq and is a predicted model, not a curated record.